AUGGCCUGGUGGGACUGGGCCACGUGGCUGCCUUCCACUCUGUUCCUUCUCCAGGCCCCAGGCUGUUUGUCCCUGAGCGGCCCCCGCCACGUGACGGGCACCGUGGGGGGAACCCUGAGCGUGCAGUGUCGGUACCAGGAGGAGUUCGCGGAAAAUAAGAAAUACUGGUGCAGAAACCCAUGUUUCAUACUGAGGAGGGGCAAGAUUGUGGAGACCACGGAGGCAGAGAGAGAAGUGAGGAGGGGCCGCGUGUCCAUCAGGGACGAUCCAGCAAACCUCACCUUCACAGUGACCUUGAAGAACCUCAAAAAGGAUGAUGCGGACACAUACUGGUGUGGGAUCGACACAUCAGUCUUCCAAACACUUUGUGGACCCCACCUUCGGGGUUGUGCCCCCGCGCCUACGCAGAAGAUCUCCACGAGCACCCUGGGCCCGCCCUUCUCCCUGCCAGUGACCGCCUUACCCAGUACAGCCAGGCCAGAGACCCCCGAUCCCCGCCAACGCCCCCGGUCCCUGCUCAGCAGCGUCCACUUCCUGCUCCUGGUCUUCCUGAAGCUGCCCCUGUUCCUGAGCAUGCUCGGGGCUGUCCUCUGGGUGAACAGGCCUCAGAGGGGCUCGGGGGCGGGCGGGCCGCCCCAUUCUGAGGACCAGUAGCACCUGGGGCCAUCGGUGUUCUGCCCAAGGACACAGGCCUGGAUGGGAAUGACCUCGUGAC
Pteronotus mesoamericanus is the source of this 715-nucleotide messenger RNA. RefSeq names its product CMRF35-like molecule 6. Gene Ontology annotation, molecular function: transmembrane signaling receptor activity. Lineage: Eukaryota; Metazoa; Chordata; Mammalia; Chiroptera; Mormoopidae. The coding region runs from base 1 to 654 and encodes 217 amino acids. The record is from RefSeq and is a predicted model, not a curated record. The transcript has 4 exons. Gene Ontology annotation, cellular component: plasma membrane.